Molecule: messenger RNA, 861 nt
Organism: Exserohilum turcica Et28A
Lineage: Eukaryota; Fungi; Ascomycota; Dothideomycetes; Pleosporales; Pleosporaceae
Exons: 3
Coding region: 1-861 (286 amino acids)
Biological process (GO): protein histidyl modification to diphthamide
Molecular function (GO): diphthine synthase activity
Source: RefSeq, a predicted model, not a curated record
AUGCUGUACCUCGUGGGUCUCGGCUUGGCCGACGAAAAGGACAUUACCGUCAAGGGUCUGGACAUUGUCAAGAAGGCGGAGCGUGUCUACCUCGAGGCGUACACGGCGGUUCUGCUCGUGGAGAAGGAUGUGCUUGAGGCUUUCUAUGGCCGGGAAGUGAUUAUCGCCGACCGUGAGAUGGUCGAGUCGUCAAGCGACGAUAUCCUCAAGGACGCCGACAAAGUCGAUGUCGCAUUCCUUGUAGUAGGAGACCCAUUCGGGGCAACGACACAUACAGACCUUGUUCUUCGCGCUCGCGAACUCUCCAUUCCCACGCGCUCGAUUCCCAAUGCCAGUAUUCUCACUUCCAUUGGCACAACUGGCCUGCAGCUGUACAACUUUGGACAGACAGUAUCCAUGGUCUUUUUCCUGGAUAAUUGGAAGCCCGCUUCCUUUUACGACCGCAUCAAAGAGAAUGUUUCGAUUGGCUUGCAUACGCUCGUGCUCCUGGACAUCAAGGUCAAGGAGCAAAGCCUGGAGAACAUGGCGCGAGGACGCAAAAUCUACGAGCCGCCGCGGUACAUGACGGUUGCGCAGUGCGCGCAGCAGAUGCUCGAGAUUGAAGAGGAUGUCAAGAAAGAGGGGGCCUACACAAAAGACAGUCUGGCCGUGGGUGUUGCGCGCGUCGGCGCAGAGGACCAGCAGAUUGUGGCGGGAACACUGGCACAGCUUUGCGACGCGGAUCUGGGAAAGCCGCUGCAUAGUCUGGUGCUGUUGGGCAAGCGGACACACGACCUUGAGAGGGAUUUCCUCGAGGAGUUCGCCGUGGACAAGGACAACUUUAGGGAGAUUUGGAAGAGGGACUACGAGGGAAAGUCGUAG